AUGGCCGAGGACAUAACCUGCGCCACCAAUCAGACAGUGCCAGUGUUCCGCUGCGAGCGCAGCGAUCAACGGUCUGUCUGUCUCUCUGAGCAGGCUGUCUGCAACGGCAUUCCAGAGUGUCCUGAAGGGCAGGACGAGGCAGUAGAGCAAUGUGGAUGUCUCGCCAACGAGUUCCGGUGUAGCAACAGUUGUGUGGCGCUGGUGAGAAGGUGUGACCGCCACCAGGACUGCGAGACUGGGGAGGACGAGGAGGAUUGCCAGUCGUACCUGUGUCCCAUCACUCACUAUAAGUGCAAGAACCACUUUUGUGUGCCACUUCACUCAGUCUGCGACUUCUCCGACGACUGUGGUGACGGUUCAGACGAGCUUGGAUGUCCCCACCGACCCUGCUGGCACUUGGAGUUUACCUGCAACAACGGCAAGUGUAUCAGGCCGGCGUCCUUGUGUGACGGUCAGGAUGAUUGCCUUGACGGUUCCGAUGAGGAAGAUUGUGACCCUGAUGCAUUCGUGCAGUGUGGGGAUGGAUCCAGAGUCCACCGCUACCAGUGGUGUGAUGGCAGAUCUGACUGCGAAGAUAACCAUGCUGAUGAAGUAAACUGUAAAACUUGCAACUCCAGUUCGGAGUUCACUUGUCCUAACGGUCGCUGCAUCAGGCUUGCCAACGUGUGCGAUUCCCAGUGUGACUGUGUCCCUCACAACUCCUCCCUCUACUGUGCAGACGAGCUGGACUGUGAACAGUACUACUCAAUUGUUCAAGGUGUUACUCUAUGUACUCCGGGCGCUACUCUAGGCUGUUCCGUACCGGAAGCAUCUCAUGCCACCGGAAGAGAGCGCUGCAUCAGACCUCAGUUCCUGUGUGACGGCCAUAAUGAUUGCUAUAACGGUGACUUCCUCUCUGAUGAGUUUGGUUGUGAAUUGCCGAAUGACAUUAAGAAGCUUUCGUACUCUUUUCGGUGUCGAGACAAUCGCACUCUUCCGGAGUCUCUGAGGUGUGACUUCAAAAGCGAUUGUCUCCAUGGUGACGACGAGGAGAAUUGUCCUGUUCCAGUUCACGACUGCCAGGAAGGAGAAUGGCAGUGUGCGAGUGGCCAGUGUAUACCUUCCACUUCACUGUGUGACCUUAGGCUCGACUGUAUGGACAAGUCUGAUGAGAUCAGUUGCUUGGGUAUGGUGUGUGGGCCGGGGUACGUCAAGUGCGGGGGAGGCGGCCAAUGUCUCUCCUGGGAGUUCUGGUGUGACUUCUUCAUUGAUUGCCCGGAUGGCUCCGACGAGAUCAACUGCUCCCUUGCGGAAUGUGAUGAUCACGAAUUUCGCUGUGACAACGGCCAGUGCGUGGAUCACAGUCACAGAUGCUACAAUACUGGAAACCCCAGGGACGGCUGCGCGGACGGUUCUCACUUGAAGCACUGCUGGGACUGGGAAUGCGUCAAAGAGGACCAGUUUAAGUGCCGAGGGGGGCCUUGUCUUAACCAGUCCAUGUUGUGUGAUUUAACCAUAGACUGUAAGGACUCCUGGAACGAUGAAGAUGGCUGUCCGUUCGUCUGUUCUCUGACAGCACCCCAGUGUGAGUGUCGGGACAUCCACAUCAACUGUACAGGCCGAAACUUGGUAACCGUUCCUGCUGAUACAGAGAAGGAGAUAACUUGGUUUCAUCUGGGAAGUAACAAACUGAAUGAAACAUUGACAAACGAAACAUUCCUGCAAUAUGAGAGACUUCUCUACCUGGACCUUAGCAACAACAGCAUAAGGACCUUGCCACCCUUCACGUUCCGGAAUCAGUGGCGACUCUCAGUUUUGGAUCUCCAUGACAACUUGCUCACAAGUCUCGGUAACAGCUCCUUCUACGGGCUUGCAAGUCUCAAGGCUUUACACCUUCAAGGAAACAGACUGAGGGUACUACAAGCUUACGCUUUCUAUGGACUUUAUUCUCUUAUAUCAUUAGACUUGCAAGGACAGAGGAUCCACACGGUCGAGCCGGAAGCCUUUGUAGGUCUACACAGCUUGGCCGGAUUAGAUCUUUCCCACAAUGAAAUCACGUUUCUAUCUCAAGGAACGCUCCGCGGGAUGCCAGCCCUCCUGUUCCUAAAUCUCAGUGAGAACCAAAUACGAGUCAUCGAGCCCAACGUCUUCCGGAGUGCGCCCUUGCUUGAUAAGUUGGUCACCGAUGAGUUCCGAUUCUGCUGCUUGGCACGUAACAUCAGCUGCCUGCCGCCUCCUGACGAGUUUAGCAGCUGUGAGGAUCUGAUGAGUAACAUGGUGUUACGACUUUGUGUGUGGCUGCUCGCAGGGGUGGCCACUGUCGGGAACGUUCUUGUCAUAGUGUGGAGGACGCGGUACAGUCACUGUAACCAGGUACACUCUUUCCUCAUCACCAAUCUCGCACUGGGAGACCUCAUCAUGGGAUCAUAUCUACUACUAAUCGCUCUGGUGGACUGUUACUACAGAGGCGUCUACUUCAUUCACGACUCCGCCUGGAGGUCUAGCCGACUCUGUGCUCUUGCAGGUUUCUUGUCCACCUUUAGCAGCGAGCUAUCCGUCUUCACUUUAACAGUGAUCACACUGGAUAGGUUCCUCGUGAUUAUCUUCCCAUUUCGAGUCCGUCGUCUCGAGAUGGCUCGCACUCGACGACUGAUGGCGCUAGGAUGGCUGUUGGCUGCGCUACUGUCAGCUCUUCCUCUCAUCCACAUCCCUUACUUCCACAACUUCUACGGCAGGUCUGGAGUGUGUCUGGCUCUACACAUCACGUCCGACAAACCUAGCGGUUGGGAAUACUCCGUCUUCGUGUUCCUGUUCCUGAACCUGGCUUCCUUCAGCGUUAUCGCGCUCGGCUACCUCUGGAUGUUCACGGCGGCUCGGACCACCCAGCUGGCAGUGACCAGGGAACGGCGGAACACGGAAUCCGCGAUGGCUUGGCGCAUGACGCUGCUGGUUGCUACAGACGCUGCAUGCUGGGUCCCGAUCAUAGGCCUUGGACUGGCUUCUCUGGCCGGCUUCACUAUACCUCCACAGGUGUUCGCAUGGGUGGCGGUGUUCGUCCUUCCACUAAACGCUGCAGUCAACCCUGUCCUGUACACUCUGUCCACUGCUCCGUUCCUUAGCCAGAGCACACAUGGACUGCUCAGUGUCCGCCGUUCCUGUCGACUGUCCAGGCACAACUACUCGUCAACAGUGCCUACUCGCCAAUUUGAUAGCCCCAAAUCGGAUAAUACCACAUGUUACUCGCUCAUCAAGCGGACGUCUGUCAGGUGGCAUCAGAAAGUGGACACUGCUGUGAGUGAACAUGGAGAGGUGGUACCACUGAGCAGACUUGGGAGGGUUGAAGGCGGGGUGGACUGACCCUCACCUCCCGCCACAGCCUUGGGCUUGGCCACCAGCAGAAGCCACCUCUAUGACUGAUCUCCACAUCUUACACUUACUGUAGAAUAUCAAAAGUUAUGAGCCACGUCACAGUUGUGAUAGUGGUGUCCUUGUCAACUAGGAGGCCGUGGACUUUACUCGCCGCUGAUAGGGUAGUAUGGCGCCGCACUUUUCCGGCUGUGUUUGCCUUCCCGCCAAAUGUAAAUAUGGCUUUAUUGUUAAGACCUAGUUGUAAGUUCUCAAACUAUGUGUUAAGUUGUACUUCACACAGGGUUAAAAACGUAUUCUCAAAGGUUUUAUUUUUCACACAGUGUUAAACAGUGGUCCUAUUGAAAAACUACAAAAUAUAGAAAAUACGGAAGCCUUCUUGGAAUAAUAAUUUACAGAACGACUCAAAUACCAUACCUACUACUAAUGGUGAUAGGACCUAGCCCAAAACUAGCCAAUUCGGGUGAAUAUACACAGGUGUCUAGCCUCAGUGAGACAUCUUAACAGUAGUAAACGUUGUCCACUGUUCCUAGUUGUGUACGUAAGUGGGAAGUUAACGUGGCGAAGAAUGUCUCAUUACUAAUUUCUUAUUACUAACUUUGUUAAGAUGUCCACGUUAAGUUUGGUACGUACCUCAAUAGAAUCUGGGAGGUGUGCAUUAACGGCCAGUUUUGUUAUUUUUAUUUAUGGCGAAGGUUAAGGAAAAUGCAUCGCGUAUUUUGAUAAUUGCCGUUUGUUCACAAUUUGCUUAUACUUAAAAUUUUAUUUUUCAUAUCGAAAUAUUCACGCAAAAUUACCCAACGCAUUCAUAUAUAAUAUAUUUACCAUCCGUAUUUAAAAUAUUCUGAUAUUUUUGGUAUUUUUUUAUUUCUGAAACAACACUUCAACUCACUGAAAUUCUUACUGUUUAUUGAAUUCAAGAUUGUGUAACAUGGAAUAUCGAAUUCUAGCUUUCAGCUUGUAGCAAGAACAAUCGUAAUAUUGUGGGUUACCCAGCAACGAGUAGAGCUUUUGUGUUUAAAUAGCAUAUAUAAAGUUUAAAAAUCAAUCUGUUUCGUAGUUGUAUUUUAAACUCUUCAAUUACUCAAAACCAUAAAACUUCUAUAUUUUGUUAUCUAACACUAGGAUCUUAGCCUACGUAUACGUUUCAUAUUUUUAUAACAUGUAAAUAGUUAAUUUAAUUAUUAUAAAGUGCUUUCUUGUACAAAUUGCAUCCAUAUUUUUUAAAGGGUUAGUGAUAACAUGUUUUCUCCAUGUUGUUUCCCCUAGAUUUUACAUGUGCUCUAAUGUCUCCUCACAUAAUUCCUUAAAGAAAAACCUAAGUCUCAUUGUUUCUAAUACAGUGUUGCUAGUUUUAAUUACCAACAUGAAAUGUUUUAUGUAUUUAUUCUUACUAACUCUUUUUAUCAUAAUUUCUAAAAAAAAAACUAAGUAGUUUAUUACAAAUGAACUAAUUGUUCAUGGCAAUUAAAAAAAAAUUCAAUACAAACUUAAAAACAUUCUUAGUCCUACUUUUGAAAUUAAAAACUCAAUUUUGAUUUAGUAUGGGGCAAUAAAGUAAAUUAUGGGAAAAUAUAGAAAUUCCUCAAUAUUCUUAGAAAAUUAGUAGUCAGUUCAGAGUAAUGGUAAAAAAGGACCUCUAAAUUUCAAAAAAGUAUUUUAUAUUAAAUACAUUUUAUUAUAAAACUAGU
Molecule: messenger RNA, 5036 nt
Organism: Homalodisca vitripennis (glassy-winged sharpshooter)
Lineage: Eukaryota; Metazoa; Arthropoda; Insecta; Hemiptera; Cicadellidae
Product: G-protein coupled receptor GRL101-like
Exons: 27
Coding region: 1-3336 (1111 amino acids)
Biological process (GO): G protein-coupled receptor signaling pathway
Cellular component (GO): membrane
Molecular function (GO): protein binding; G protein-coupled receptor activity
Source: RefSeq, a predicted model, not a curated record